Molecule: messenger RNA, 885 nt
Organism: Rotaria sp. Silwood2
Lineage: Eukaryota; Metazoa; Rotifera; Eurotatoria; Philodinida; Philodinidae
Source: the annotation of a GenBank genome assembly
AUGCUACUCUUGUUUCUAAUAGUAUAUCUUAGACCAUCAUUAGCUCUUCUUAUUUCUACCGAAGAUCGUAUUUCUUUACGAAAUCUGACAUGUCAACAUGAUCAAUCAUUAAUAACAACUAUAUUAUCGAAUUGUGAAGCAUGCCUUAUAAUAUCGCGUAAUUAUAUUAUUGAAACAAAACUUUCAUUAACUGGUUCUGGACCAGCAGGUUUUUCCUAUAGGUGUCUACAAGUGAAUGAAGUUGAAGCUUAUCAUGAAAAUCUUAUACGUGAAUGUCGUAAUUUUCCACGAAAUACACUCAAUGGUUAUAAUGAUUUUUGUAUAGCUUCACCAUAUACUUAUCUUCGAGGUUCAUAUCGAGCUUGUAUAUGUAUCACAAAUGCAUGUAAUUUUAAUUAUGCACAAUGUAUUCGACAAAUAAGUUCUUCUUUGAAUCGACAAUCAUCUUUAUUUAGUAAUACAAUUGCUGAAUUGACAGAGAAAAUUAAAUGCUAUCGAUCUAAUGAAGAUAUUAAACAAGAAACAUCUUCAAGUUUAACAUCAUUAUGUUCAGAUGAUGAUAAUGAAUGUAAAAAUUAUUUGUUUAAUAAUGGUGUUUUAUGUACGAUUAGUAUUGAUCGAACUAAUCGAACAACUAGACAACCUUUAGUAUCAUCAAUUUAUACAGCUUAUUUAACAAAAUAUAAAACAGAAUUAUGUAAUUCAUUUACAUGGACAACAAAAAGUAUUUAUUUUUCACAAUGUAAACAAGAUGAUGUUGUAUGUAUGUGUGCAUUUGAUGGAUGUGAUAAAGAUUUAGAGACAUGUCGAACAAGUCAAGGAAUUUGUAAUAACUAUUAUGCGAUUUUAUUUUUGUUGAUAUUUCUAUUAAAUAUUUCUAGUUGA